Messenger RNA from Ascochyta rabiei, 1161 nucleotides. RefSeq lists its product as uncharacterized. Bases 1 to 1161 code for a protein of 386 amino acids. Lineage: Eukaryota; Fungi; Ascomycota; Dothideomycetes; Pleosporales; Didymellaceae. The transcript has a single exon. The record is from RefSeq and is a predicted model, not a curated record.
AUGAGCGACUACGGCGACGACUAUUCCGACGAUGGAGAGGAGUGGUUCUACGUCGAGGAAGAGUUCAUGGCGGCUGAUGACUUGGCAGAGCACGCUGUCGCUUCACCUCCGCCUACCACGUAUGCGGACGAAGAUGCUGCCGAGGACUGGGAUCGAUUUGACUAUUUCAACGACCUCGAAUAUGCGUCAGACGGCUACGAUGAUGCCGCAUUCCAGACCCACAGUCUCAAAGGCGCAAAGACAGGCGAGAAGAGGAAGCGCCACGUCAAGCCUACCGGCAGUAAGAAGAGGCAGCGUUCGCUGGGAGACACAGAGGCAUCGGCCUUGGGGAUGGCGCCUAUUGUUUGGCGCUCGCAGACUGAUCGAGGGCUACAGCCUAAGCUCCUAGGCGACGACGCUCAGACAUACACCGUGCUUCGAGAUUGGAGGAAGAAGCUCCGAGACACACCACUGUGGGCUCGUGGGCCAUCGCCGCAAUCACCACCCGUACAAGCUGCCCGAGAACCAGAAAGUAUAGCGGAAGGCACUAGCACUGUAGAACCCGCGUCGCCCCCUUGUGAAAUUGACGUCGAAGACGAAGGUGCACCCGAGGACGAGACCGACAUUGAUCCAGGGGCCCUCAUGGCUGUACUGCAGAGUCGACUCGCAGAAGCCGGUGGUCCACUGAGCGGUAUGGAUCCACAGCAGCUGCUAGACUUUGCCAUGAGAAUGGCCGCAGGCAAAGACGCAGGGGACGAUAUAGCAGGCGAAAUGGCUGAUGCUAUGCUCGAUCAUGGUGAGGCAGGUGACGAGGAAGAUUCCGCGGCAGAAGCAAAUCUACUCUCAUGGGUAGCCCAACAGCGCAACAGCGGUACGGAGCCUCCCGCGAGUGCACCCAGCUCAACGACCACGAUCCACAGCGUCAGGCAACCUCCAACACUCCCGAACGAGGAAACUGGUACACGCGCAUCGAGCAGGACCCUCAAGGCUAGCCAAACGGUGACGAAGAGUCGCCCACAAAACACAUCUGCUCUUAAGCGGAAGACAUGCGACGAUGACGAAGUGGAAGCUUCUACAAAACCCUCAAAGAAACGAGCAACACGGACGUUUGAUGCGCCAACGGCAGCAAGCCAAGCAAGGACAGCCCCACCGAAGAAUACGAAAGGUGGGCGGAAGAAGUAA